CAAUAUGCAGCAGAGGGUUGAGUAUGAAAGGAGGAGGAUAGGAUGUCAAUUUUAUGAAGUGCCCAUGCUGGGAAAAAUUUAUGUGCAAAUUGCUGAGGCAGGUGGACAAUGGGCAUGGCCAGGUAGAUUUUAAUGGUGACUAUUAAAUACUUGAAACCCAUCAUAUGUUCCUUUUGAUACCCAAACCCCCAACUCUUUUUCUCCCUCUCUCCCCAGCGAAAAAAUGACCCAAAAACUCACUGUAACCACAAUGGUAAACUCUCUUAAAUUAUUGGGGCAAAAACAAAGGCAUGAAAACAGAAAGCAACCCUUCCUCUCUCACCUAUUGUACUACUCACCAGCCAAAAGAGAAGAAAAGAAAAGAAAAGAAAAGAAAAGAAAAGCUCCCCAUCUCUGAUCUCUCUUUUCUAUUGCAAACUCGUAAUUGAAAAGGAAAGGAGCAAAAGACACCAUUAAGAAAUUGACUAAUCCAUCAACCCCAUGUAGAGAGUACUGUCUUAGCGGUAAAGCACAAAUAUCUUCCCAUCCCCCCUCGGUUCUCUGUCUCUUCAUUUUACCAUACAAGACUUUGUUUUUCCAUUGAAGAAGAAAGAUGCCAAGGCCAGGCCCUAGACCUUACGAGUGUGUAAGAAGAGCUUGGCAUAGCGAAAGACAUCGACCCAUGAGAGGUUCCAUCGUUCAGCAGAUUUUAAAGCUAUCUAUGGAAAAUCAUAGCACAGCUACUAAAAAGAACAAGGAAUGGCAAGAUAAAAUACUUGUUGUCAUCGUCAAAGCUGAGGAGAUUAUGUAUUCCAAAGCCAAUUCUGAGGCUGAAUAUAUGAACAAGGAAACCUUAUGGGACCGUGUUAAUGAUGCCAUCAACACGAUUAUCCGUAGGGAUGAGAGCACUGAAACAGGAGAGCUUUUGCCUCCUUGUGUUGAAGCGGCCCUUAAUCUGGGGUGCCAUCCAGUGAAAGCUUCAAGGAGCCAACGGCACUGUAAUCCUAGGACUUACCUUACGCCAAGAGCAUCGGAACCUGUUUCUGCAGCUCCUCGGAUUUUUGAUAAAGGUAGUGAGGCAAGGUGUCCUCAGAUAUCGCCAGUUCUGUCUGGUGGUCAAUUUGCUAGAAUAGCUACCAAUGUGAAUUCAAAUAUUUUGGUUUCACAAACUAACUAUCAUAGUUUUCCUUUUCUCUCUGAAAGUUGUCCAUCUGGCCAUGAACAAUUGAUGAGGAAUGAAACUAACACCCCGCCAAACCUGGGUCAAGUUUAUCCCCUUUAUUAUGGAAUUCACUGUCAAAAUGCAGAGUCCCUGACGGGUUCUCCAGUUCAGGAAAAUAUAGCGUCUGAUACCAUAAUUGUUGGGAGACCUAUUGGUACAUCAAUUGCAGAGCCAGCAGCAAUAGGUUUCUUACAGAAUCUCGUUUCCUCUUCUGAUGUUGGUGUUGAUGGUAAGAGAAUUGGACAGAUAGAUAUCAGGCACGUUCAUGAGAAGUCAUUUGGGACAGAGUGUGAUUUGUCCUUGCGGUUGGGUCUAUUUUCUGACCCUUGUAUGCAAGUAGAAAAGAAUUCAAUUUUGGAAACUGAAGAUGUUGGUCCAAGAAGCUGUCAAGAUGGGGGCAAAGUUAAUGAGGUUUUUCAACAAAAGAGUAAAGAGUUAUGUAUUUUUAGGGAGAGGACUGUUAACGACCAUUUUGAAUCAUUUUCGAGAAAGUGGUUUAUAGAAAGUGAAGGUCACAAUUUGGGGGCAACAAAGAGAAAGCGUAAGGCAACAUUUGGAGGUGAUUUGGAAGAUGAACAAUUUUGCUGGCAACCAGGGCCCUCAUCUUAUAAUUGAAAAAAUGGCCAGGUUUGUAGACAAUAGUUUUGUUUUGUAGUCUGUCCUUCAAAAUUAAUGAUCUCUUGAUCAUAUUAGUGAAUCGCUUCUGCAAUCUUUACUUUCUAAGUAGAUCUGAUUGUAAAAUUUAAAUGCUGACCAUGAGUUGCAUUGUUGGGAUGCAGCAGAGAGUGAAUUGUAAAUAUAAUCUGAGCAUGAUUGGUAUCUAAUUGUUGAAUGAUUUAAUUCUCAUGACACAUCUAAUUACUUAAAACCUUUUAAUAAAUAAUUUUUUUCAGUUGAUGGCCAUAAAAGGAAUAUUUACCUUCUAACCAUCUUACCUAGUGAUUUGUAGGUUUCUACUUGUACAAAGAUAUAGAGCAAAACGAAAGAGGAAAAUUUUUAUAAUUAGCUAUUUGAAACUAUAAAGUGUAGUAAAAUAUAGACCGGAGCUAACAUAAAGUGAAGUGAACCAAAUUGAGGGUUGAUUAUGAAGGAUGUAUCCAACAUCCAUUAUUCAUGUUCCCCAUUGCCUUAGGAGAAUAUGCAAGGAUUGAUUUUUGCAUGUUUGUAGCACAGUGAUACAUUUAUUGUUGAUAUGACUGUUUCUUGAGUUAGCCACAGGAGGGUAAGUUUUAGUUCUAGGCAUUAGGUAGCAUUACAUUUUGUCACUUUUGUGAUGUAGAUAAGUCUUUGGAGUUCAGGAUGGGGCAAGAGGCAUAAUGGAGGUAGUUUGCGGGAAGGAGACUAGAUUACUGCAGGUGCAGGGGAUAUGGGACAGGAUGGUUGCUAAUGGUCUCAUAUAUAUCUUUGUGGUCUGAUACACUUCAGUAAUUAGAUGCACUUGGGCAUAAGAUGGUUCCUGGGAAUAAUCCUGGUUAGCAUUGAACUUAUUUGGUUUUUAGGUGGUACAGAGGCGCACUAGAAGGAUUCUUUAGUUGAGGACUUGUGAUUGGUGUUUUGUAGAAAGAGCCUUUAUGUGUUUUGAUGAGUGGAGUUUGUACUUCCUAUUUCAAGAACCUAUUUAUGAUACUGGAGUGAUUUGCAACAAGAAUGGCUUAGUUAUUUUCCUUCGGAUGGGGUGCCAGUGUUUUUCAGUUAAGCCUCAAAGAUGAAUGCUUGCUUUGAGGAUUACUUCAUUUGGGGUUCUGAUUUCUGGAAAAGGCAAAUGUUUUACUGAUGUUGAGCGCCCUUCAUCCAGGUUUUAUAAAACCCUUUGAAUCUGAAGUUGUAAUUGGUUGUUGAAUUGAUAUUCUCAUAUAAGGUAUGUUGCUUUACUUCCAUUUGUAUCUCAUUCUGGACCUCGUAAGCUUAAAUCUUGUGGAAAUUCCUCUCAAACCUGGGCAGACUCUUUAACUCUUUCCAUGUGAUCUGUGGUGGGGUGACUCCACCAAGCUCUAAAUUUAUGGUUGGUAAACCAU
Durio zibethinus is the source of this 3216-nucleotide messenger RNA. RefSeq lists its product as uncharacterized. The record is from RefSeq and is a predicted model, not a curated record. NCBI's taxonomy places the organism in Eukaryota, Viridiplantae, Streptophyta, Magnoliopsida, Malvales, Malvaceae. Gene Ontology annotation, molecular function: transcription coregulator activity. Gene Ontology annotation, biological process: regulation of DNA-templated transcription.